AUGGCUGAAACUUUUGCCUUCAAUGCUGACAUCCAGCAGUUGAUGUCCUUGAUCAUCAACACCUUCUAUAGCAACAAGGAGAUCUUCCUGCGCGAGCUAAUCUCCAAUGCUUCCGACGCCUUGGACAAGAUCCGGUAUGAGAGCAUCACCGACCCUGAGAAGAUUGAGGCCCAGCCGAAUUUCUUCAUCAAGAUCAUCCCGGACAAGACCAACUCAACCCUGACGAUCGAAGACUCAGGCAUCGGCAUGACCAAGACGAACGAGCUCAUCAACAAUCUGGGCACCAUCGCCAAGAGCGGCACAAAGGCCUUUAUGGAAGCAAUGGCCGCGGGCGGCGAUAUCUCCAUGAUCGGACAGUUCGGCGUCGGCUUCUACAGUGCCUACCUUGUUUCCGACAAGGUGCGCGUGAUCAGCAAGCACAAUGACGACGAGCAGUACAUCUGGGAGUCUGGUGCGGGUGGAUCCUUCACCGUGCAGAAGGACACAGAGCUCGUGCACGGCGAGAUCAAGCGCGGCACGAAGAUCAUUUGCUACCUCAAGGAGGACCAGUCUGAGUUCCUGGAGGAGCGACGCCUCAAGGACUUGGUGAAGAAGCACUCUGAGUUUAUUGGCUUCCCGAUCGAGCUCUAUGUCGAGAAGUCCAAGGAGAAGGAGGUCACUGAUUCCGAGGAGGAGGAAGAGGAGAAGAAGACCAAGAAGAAGCGCAACAACAUCAAGUUGUACGUGCGCCGAGUGUUCAUCAUGGACGACUGUGAUGAGCUCAUGCCGGAGUGGCUCAACUUUGUGAAGGGUGUGGUGGAUUCCGAGGACGAUUACAAGAAGUUCUACGAGCAGUUUGGCAAGUGCCUGAAGCUGGGCGUGCAUGAGGACUCGACGAACCGCACCAAGGUCGCGGAGCUCUUGCGAUUCCACACCUCCAAGUCGGGCGACGAGCAGAUCAGCCUGAAGGAGUACGUGGACCGCAUGAAGGAGGGCCAGAACGACAUCUACUACAUCACGGGUGAGAGCAUCCAGGCGGUGUCUUCGUCGCCCUUCCUGGAGACCCUGCGCAAGAAGGGCAUCGAGGUGAUCUACAUGACGGACCCCGUGGAUGAGUACUGCGUGCAGCAGCUGAAGGAGUUCGAUGGCAAGAAGCUGAAGAGCACCACCAAAGAAGGGCUGGACAUUGACGGCGAGGACGAGAAGAAGAAGUUGGAGGAGCUGAAGGCGGAGUUCGAGCCGCUGACGAAGCUGAUGAAGGAGGUGCUGGGCGACAAGGUUGAGAAGGUCAUGGUGAGCUCUCGCAUGGCUGACUCUCCUUGCGUGCUGACCACCUCCGAGUAUGGCUGGUCUGCUAACAUGGAGCGUAUCAUGAAGGCGCAAGCCCUUCGCGACAACUCCAUGACAUCUUACAUGGUCUCCAAGAAGACUAUGGAAGUGAACCCAAAGCACUCCAUCAUGUCUGAGCUGAAGAAGAAGGCAGCGGCCGACAAGUCUGACAAGACGGUGAAGGACCUGAUCUGGCUGUUGUUCGACACCUCGCUUCUCACCUCUGGCUUCAACCUGGAUGAGCCUACACAGUUUGCAGGCCGCAUCCAUCGCAUGAUCAAGCUCGGCCUCAGCAUCGAUGACGACGACGAGGGCCUGGGCGAUGAUGACGAUUUGCCUCCGCUGGAGGAGGUUGAGGGCGCGGCCGACGAGGCUUCCAAGAUGGAGGAGGUUGCGGAACAUGCCUAUGCGGUUAUGCGACUUUUCAAGGAUGGUCAGCAGAUCAGUAUGAUCACAUACGUUGAUGAUCGCUCCUUCCUGACGCAGAGCGGGCAUUAUGCCAUGACGUUGAUCGACAGAUGGAUCGCCCUGCGAUCCCACGGGAUGAGCUGCAGAAACGACUGGGAUGGCCACUUGGCCUCGCCGAGGUGCAGACAAGGCAAUGGCACCGACGGCAGUGUGAAAGCGCGCAGCGUAUCAGUAGAACCAGAAGAAAAUACAGGCAACAGCGACCGCCUGGCACGCUGCCUCACAUACGACUCUGCCAACAACUGGAGCAAAGCUGCCAGGCCGGCAGCCCCGCUGGAGCAAUCGCACGCUGAGUUUUGCAUUGCUGAUCUGGAUCAUUUUCAGAGCCCCAUCAUGCAUUGGCCUCCCCAGCGGAACAACACUGUUCCUACGCCCGCGCUGCUGUCAAAAUAG
Molecule: messenger RNA, 2169 nt
Organism: Effrenium voratum
Lineage: Eukaryota; Dinophyceae; Suessiales; Symbiodiniaceae
Source: the annotation of a GenBank genome assembly